Messenger RNA from Ogataea parapolymorpha DL-1, 3726 nucleotides. Its product is annotated as Protein ste16. The transcript has a single exon. NCBI's taxonomy places the organism in Eukaryota, Fungi, Ascomycota, Pichiomycetes, Pichiales, Pichiaceae. Gene Ontology annotation, cellular component: TORC2 complex. Bases 1 to 3726 code for a protein of 1241 amino acids. Gene Ontology annotation, biological process: TORC2 signaling. The record is from RefSeq and is a predicted model, not a curated record.
AUGUCAGAGACAGCUCACGAUGCCAAGCCACGGCUGUCUUUGAAUGCCCGUAAAGUGUACGAGUCGAUUCCGGAGGACACAUCAAAGGCUACAAUUCUUCCCCGCAUGGACUCGACAGGGAGUCUAUCACAGUCCCUGGGCCAGUAUCCGUCCUUUGUUAGUAUGGAUCGGAAGGAUAGUCAACGAAAGAAACUGGCGAUCCCUGAAUUUGAAAGCACGCGAAAUAGAGGGCAUUCGAAUUCGGCUAUUCACAGCGUGGAUUCCGCUACUUCGCUAUCGAGCAUUUCCAUUAGAGAGGCAGAUGAAAGCACUUUUGCCGACCAGACACAAACAUCCAGAUUUACGGGCGACAAAGUGAGCCCGACAUGGGCUCUUUCCGAUAUUCUACAAGUUUUGAGCGAUAAGAACACAUCAAGCGAAGACAUUGUGGACAAAACGAACGACAUGGUGGAUUUGCUGGAGGAAAACGACUCACUAAGGAACGAUCUAGUGUUCUCUUCCGUGAUCCACGUCGUUCAAAGACUAAUGCUUCAGCGCAACGAGAUGGUUGUUGCUUGCGGAUACAGGAUCUUGUGGUACGUGGUGACCGACCUACGGGGACUGCAGCUAUUUUUCAAAUACGACUUAUACAUCUUUGUCAUUGCCAGUUUGAGCAAAGAUUCCAAGCACACAACAGAACGCAGCGAAUGCAUACGACUCAUUCGACGUUUGGUUAGCAUUGAAGGUGGUCCGAACGAGUUUCCGAUCGCACUGGUCCGCUCAUUGAUUAAUAUAGUCGAGGACGUUACUGAUCCAUUGAGAACCAUCGCAUUUGAGACAGUCGUGGAAAUUGCUCUUCUGGAUCCAGAAAGAGCGUACAAAGCCAAUGCAUUGGGCGUGCUAUUGCAGUACAUUGUCGACGGGCCUGCUGUUUCAAGAGGUGUGUUUUGCGAGGCCAUAUUGAAACUUCUCGAUCUGCCCAACACAAGGCCCUAUAUCAUAAAAUCGCAGCUUGUGCAGUUGCUCAUAUCGCCUUUCAUGGAUAUUUCGCAUAUCAAAACAGAAAACCUGCAAGUUAUAGCGCAUCUGAUCGUAUUCUUGCUGAAAAACUGGUCUGGACUCAUAGCUUUCAGCCAGCACGAUUUCCUUCCUAUCCGUGAGUUGAUAAGUUGUCUUACGUUCAGCUCGGUUUCAAUAAAGAGUAUCUUGCUACAAAUUUUCAGCGACUUGUUUCGGAUCAAACCAAUGUCCUUGAAUGAUACUAAUGACGAAAACGGCCCGAUGAUUGUCCCUCUGAUAAAUUCUGAGCGGCAAGGGUCAUUAACAAAGCCCACCACUAACGCACGAAGCUCUCCAGAAACAGAAUCUUCAUUGGUCAACCAUUACACUAUGUUGUUGUUGCAUAUAUGCAUCCGUUGUGGUCUCGUGGAAAAGCUAAAGAAACUUUUCGAGGAAGUCACUGACAAGAAGUUGAAUAAACGCAUAAUGGUCCUACUGUCAGAAAUAUCAUACAUGCAGUCGUUCCUGGUUCCAGACCAGCUGAUAAAGUCAAUAGCUCCGUCGUUUGAGCUCAACAAGCAGAUUGAGAAAUACCUUCGAAACCACCAUAAUUCCAACCUCAUUCUUACAGAGCACGUCCACGUGAAACUAUCGGAACAGGUAUUCAAGGAUUUGCGAUUGAAAAUGCUGUGCGGUGUCGACGCAACACAAUUGAAAACUCUAGUUUCAGAUACCCAUGUUUUGGCUACCAAAGAUUACUACAAAUGGAAUUGGAGCUUGAUCACUGAGCUAAUGCAAGGCCCAUUGCGAGACUCGCGCAACUUUGAGGAAACCGUGCGAACCACCAAAUUUUACAAGCGACUGAUGUCGUUCUACCGUCCGUUCAAAUACCGUUUUGCUUCGCUGCGCAAGACGAAGUCGAAUUUGGUUUUCGUGAAAGUUGGCUGCGAAAUCUUCAAGAAUUUGCUCUCUAACGCCGAGGGAGUCAAGUAUCUGACGGAGAACAAGGUUUUGCCCCAGAUAGCAGAGUGUCUCGCACAGGUCGACCCGUACAGUGGAAUCACGGCAGGGGACCCACUUUUCUCCAAAACCAAGCUGGAGACGACGCUCAGUUACGGCUACUUUUCGUUCCUUGGAGUUCUUUCAGCAGACCCGAACGGACUGCGGAUGUUGGAGCAAUGGUGGUUUUUCGACAUGCUGUACCAUAUAACUGACCAGAAAGCACACCGACCAGACCUAGUGAAGAUCAUUAUCAAGGAAAUGAAGUACAAUUCUAACAGUCAUAUGCGGAUCAUUCUCAGCAAGGUGGCGAGUACCUCGAGUCCUUCGUUGCGUUUAUUUUCUGUUCGGCUGCUGGGAAAUCUAUUGGAGAAUGAAGAAUGUGAGAGUUUCGCGUGUCGUUUGCUGGUGGGCCAGCUGUGCGAUCCAGAAGAGAAUAUCAGACAGCUUUCUGUGGAGUUGCUGACUUCUUUCGCUAAAGAUGAGGAAAAAGUGCUGGAAAUCAUCAAGUACCGGCCGUCGAUCGGUGUUUUGGAAACACCGAGCGGCAUAAAUCUGAUGCUCAAAAUUCUGGCUACGGGGCCUGGGUUCGAGUAUUUGCAAGAGUACGACUUUGUGGAUGAGGAGAUGGAAGCCUGGAUCCAGUCCAAAAACAAGCACUACGUGCAACACAUAGAGACGUAUCUGGCCCAGAAACUUUUCAAUGAAAAGGCCCCCAACGAGCUGCCGUACCACUUUUUCGGGGGACUGGUGAGGACAACUGAUGGACUGCGGCUAUUUGAGGUGACUGGAACGUUCGACUCAUUUUCGCGCGUGGUCAACUCGUACGCCAAUUUAAUCCAGACAGGUCAGGAGUCGGAGUUUUACUACAAUACGCCGUGCAGUGAGCAAGAAGAUUAUGUGACAGACCUCAAAUCUGUGCUGUGGGCAAUCGGCCACAUAGGAUCGUCGGACCGUGGGGUGUGUCUUUUAGAUAUGACAGGCGUCGUGAACGAGAUUGUCUCGAUUUGUGUCAAAUCGCAAAAUGCGUCCAUCCGAGGCACAUGUUUUCUGGUUCUGGGGCUGAUUUCCCAAACAGACCUCGGCUCCGAGAUGCUGGACGACGUGGGGUGGUUCACAAAAACUGCCUCGAACGGCUAUCUGGGGCUGUGUCUGCCGAAAAAGCUGGAGAGCCUGGUGGAUCUGGACACGCACGAGGACAUACUUGCAGAUCUGAGCAGAGUCCCAAAUUCCACAACGAUGGAAGAAUUCGAUAGGAUCAUGGAUCAGGACUACUUGCCAUUCCACAGUAGAGAGAAGCUUUUAAAAAGAACCGACUCGUCUGGUGGGGUUGGCGGUGCAACGGGACCCGGCCCCUCCUCCCACUCCGCAAACAUCACCAAAGAAUACCAGACUCUCAAGCAAAUAUACCGAAAUCUGCUACUUCUUCCUGUCAACCAGGGAAAAGCUGUGGGGAACCUAAAUCGGCUGAAGUCCGGUCACCCUAGAUUAUUCGAGUCGGAGCCAGUGGUGAUGAAAUUGAUUAUUGAGGUGUUGGAGAAUUACCGGAUUAAGUUCAAUGUGAAGAGGUUCCUUCUGGGCGAAUUGGUCGAUCUCAACAGUCUCAUGGAGGCACUACUGAAGCAUAACAGACGAAAGCUCAAGGAACAAGGGUUUCUUUCAGGUGGGGUAAGUGGUGAGAACUCCAAAUCUGCACCGAACAUAUCCAUGGCAAGGGGGUCAAGUAAUCGGCAUCCUGUGCUGUAUUGA